This is a messenger RNA of Paramuricea clavata, 8347 nucleotides long. The record is from the annotation of a GenBank genome assembly. Lineage: Eukaryota; Metazoa; Cnidaria; Anthozoa; Malacalcyonacea; Plexauridae.
AAUUCAUACAGAACGCAUGCGCGUAUUUUCGUCCACGUAAAUACAAAAUUUUGAUCAAAAAAACAAAAAUAUGUAAACUUUUCAAGUUUUUUCAUGAAUAUUGCUUGACUAUGAUAACUAUAAACGAAGUUUAUGUUUUGCUGAAUUUCUGAUAUAACGGUAAGUCUAUGGCUGUUUUGUUUAGUCGCCCAGAGUGUAUUCAAUGAAUUAAAAACCGUUGUCAUUCUGACUAGUCGAGUAGGCUUGCGUAGACUGUUUUAUAGUUCAGUUAAUAUAACUAGUUGUAUUACUAGCUGUAUUUCACCGAUGGUAUUCGUUUUGCAUUUUAAAGUUUCAUACAAUGUAUUUACUUCAGACUUUUAUCCCCAAAUACUCCUUUAAACGCAUGUUUAUAAAUGUCAUUUAUAAAUGUGAACAUAUGGAGUGAUAUGGCAUAUCAAUAUAUUAUUAAUUUUAUUUCCAAUUUUGGUUAUUCAGUAUUUAAUUUUAAAAUAUAAUGAUAAAAUGAAAUGCAGAAAAAGGUUCGGUAUUUCCAGUUAUGAGCAUCCACUGAACAUUGUUAAAGCCUGCUUCACAUAAUAUUGCAUUUAUAAUAGAUCUUUGUCUAAGUAUCUAACAGCCUUGUGAAGUGAAAUUCUCAGCAAAAAGUGCCUUAUUUAUCAUUUCCACUAGGUUUAACCCAUUAAGCUGCAUUGCACCCCAGUGCACCCUGCUUUAUUAUUUUACUCUGGGCGUAAAAAAAAAAUACCUGUGGUUCCGGUUUAUAUCGCGAAAAAAUUAGGGUCGGUAGGUCGGAAAUAAUUUUCUUUUAAAUAUUUUUUUUCAUGGUUUUUUCAAUAAUUAGUGCGACAACAGUCGCCAUUUUGGCAGCAGCCCACAAUCACCCGAAGAAAAUAGUGUCACACGAUCAAUCGCGUUGAAAAAAUAAUAGGGUCGGCAGAAAAAAAUAGGGUCGGUUGGGAACCAGAACCACAGGUAUUUUUUUACGCCCUGUCUAUACAACAGAUGAUUUUACUUGUCAAGGGGAGAGUGCUGGCACUCAAUGGGUUAAUUAGACAGAUUUAGAUUGUGGCCAUCGAAGAUGACAUGAAAAUGGCGUGUUGUACCCAUGCAUGGACAGGGGCGCCGGAAGCAACAUGAAGCGGCGGGGGCAGCCAUGUAAAAACGGCACUUACUCUUGAGCCUCAAUUUUUGUGCCGGGGGGGGGGGCAAUGCUCGUUAACAUUUUGCUGUAUAACAGAUACUUCAUUACUUGUACCUAAUACAGUUAGACAAAUUUCGGCAUAGAUUGGAAAAUUUUUAUUUGUUGCAUGACACUAAAGACUAAAAUGUAUUGUAAAGCAACAUGACAGUUAUCAGUUAUUUAGGAAGGUUUCCUUUUUUACUUUUUUUCAUAUUAGAUGGAAACUGAUUCGUAACGUUUCUGAGAAGAAUUCAGAUUCAAGUAUGAGCUAAAUUGUUUAAUUAAAAACAGUUUUCAAUUUCAAUUCAUGUGAAAAACGCACGACGUUCGAAGUGCAGUUUUGAUAAAAAGGCAACCUGCUGCCCCCGUGCUGCCCCCGUGCUGCCCCCGUGCUGCCCCCGUGCUGCCCCCGUGCUGCCCCCGCACUGUUUAGGCAAUGGGGGCAGCUGCCCCCGUGGCUCCGGCGCCCCUGUGUAUGGAUAUGUCAUGCCAUUUUCACAUUGUCUUUGAUGUCCGUGUCCUCGAUCUGCCCAUUUACUUGUCUAAUGUCGGAUGAUUUUACUCAGUGGAUUAAUAAUAAAGACCAUGAGACUGACGUUAUUCUUCAAGGAAAUAUAUUGCAUUUUGUCAUAGAAUGUACUGAAUAUCACAAAUAUGUAAAAUUCCAAAUUGCUGUAUGUGCACUUUGAAUAUUUCUAUAUUUGAUUGAAUAUAGUGAUAGUGAAAUUGCAUUAAUAUGUCAUGGUUGGUUGACCUGGCCGGUAAAGCCGAAUCCUUGCUGGAAAAGGUUGAUCAAACAGCAGCCAAUGCUCUUCAUGUUGACAAAGGGAUUGGUUCUGAUCUCACUUCAAGUACUGUGAAUGCAGCGCCCAGUCGUUCCUAUGCACCGGGGGUUGAAAAAAGUCUUGGAAGAGACAAUGACAACACCACAGCUGCAAAGGGGAUUGGGAAAAGCAAUGUGAAUGUCACUAAUAGUAAGUAUAAUUAUUGAUAAUUGUCAGAGAUAUAUCAAAACUCAUUUGUACAGAUUUUACAUAGAUGGUGCAUGUUGACUGUUGCUGCCACUACAGUAGUACAAAUUACAUAAAAGCGCCAUACUGUAAAUGAGGUCACCUAUAGAUAGAGUAGGGAUAGAUCCUGCCAUAUCUGAGUAGGUUGGGGGGGGGGGUGGGGGUGCUCAUUGAGCUGUGGCCUUUAGUCUGCCUUGUGACAUAGUUUGAGGUAAAUAUGAUAAUUUAGCCAGUCAUGCAAGCCAAAUGUUUAUGCGGGGUUUUCCUUUAUCCACAAACUACAUCACAAGAGACUUUUUAAAAAUGUCUACUGCUAGAGGGUGAGCUGCAGGCACUAGUCUGUAGUCUUCCUUGACAAUUUCAGAAUCAUGUUACUAUCUUAUUUUGUCUCUAUUCUCCAAAAAUGGCCAAUGCCAGAUGUGGCCAUCCCCCCCAGUCAAUCCAUCCAUGCUAUGGACUUGAUGUGUGAUCAUACUAGUCCACACACACAUUCACCCACAUGAAUAUACACAUGAUUUAUCACAUAGGCAAAAUAUGAUCAUAUGCCCCCUACUUUGUUUUACUCUGUCUGAUGCCAGAUGAUUUUACUUGUCAAAACUCAAGGGGAAAGUAAGGCGUAAAAAAAAUACCUGUGGUUCCGGUUUCGUAUCUUGAAAAACUUAGGGUUGGUAGGUCGGAAAUAAAUUUUUUUUUGAAUAUUUUUUUCAUGGUUUUGGCGUUUUUUGCUGGGCGAUUUGCAGCAGAGUCCCGACAUCAAUAUUAACUAGAGAUUCAUAUUUCCUAUGGACGAAUUUAGGCAAUUUGGUUCAAUAAUUAGUGUGACAACAGACGCCAUUUUGGCACGCUGUAUGAGCAGCCCGCAGCCACCUAGAGAAAAUAAUAGGGUCACACGGUCAAUCGCGUUGAAAAAAUAAUAGGGUCGGCAGAAAAAAAUAGGGUCGGUCGGGAACCGGAACCACAGGUAUUUUUUUUUAUGCCUAAGCACUGCCACUCAACAGAUUAUUUUCAAUACACCCUAAGCUUCUGGAAAGUAUGUCAUUUUGGCUAUGGAGCCUUGUUUUAGUGUAUGUGAGAUUAGUUCAGUCCAAGCCUGAAUCAUGAAAACGAGGCUCUAUAGCCAACAUGAUAUACUUUCCAGAUCUAUUGUCUCUGGCUGUGUUUUAAAUAAUAGUGAAGUUUAAUUAUUUAGAAAUACCUACAGUACAAAGUUCUCUCAAUUUUUUAGAAUGCAAAUUUCUUUCAUCAAAAAAUUUAAAUGAAUUUUUGGACCUUGGCAACACUUUGAUAAUUAUAUUGACUAAUUACCUGGAUUAUUUUCCCGGCACUGUUCUCCAUUCCCACAAUUUCUUUAUAAAAGAUAUUUGGAUGUUGUUUCUGAAGCCCAGAAAUUUUCCCAGGUGUCUUUAGAAAAUUUGAAGAUGAAUUAUAUUUGUAAUUUGAACCGUGCAGUCAUAAAUCGUUAUGUAGGUCGUCCUUCAUCUCCAAAGCCUAAGACUAGCACCCAGCCUCCCAAGACGUCAUCACAGACAAGCAACAGUCACAAGAAGAAUGAUGAUCAGUUAUUUGAGUUUCUCAACAGUGGCUCAACCCCAGGUGAUAAGAAGAGGAUUGCCAACCAACUACGGUCAACAUCCCCAGUGGAAACCUCAUCACCUAAAAUGCCAAAACUCAAUAAUGUUGAGACAGAACAAAAGAAGAGAUCAAAUUUAACUGCAUCAGGUACAAUCUGCAACCCUAAAUAGCUACCUAUGUCCCCCCCCCAUCUAUGUUCUCCCCACAAAAGUUUUCUAAUUUCCCAUUUUACUAAUUUAAAUUUUGGCGCCUUUGUAUUCUAUUUUGAUAAAAAUUGAUUCUGAUAGUGAUUACGCGCAUUUUGUUUUGUUUAAGCUGAUGCAAUAAAUAUCAAUCAUUGAGGAAAACAAAGAGAAUUCAAAGCAGAACAGCUUUUAUAAUGCAUGAUAAUCUCUACAACUGUACAAUUUAACAAACCAUCUGGGAUUCCAAGUGUGUAAAACUUAUUGAAAAGUUAGCCAUGAAAUUUUCCCAUGAAAUUGUAGACCACUAAAGAUUUUGGCCUACAAACGUCUUUUUGCAUGACAAUUUGUAAUUUGCAGGCUGAUUGAUAAUAAUUUUCUUCUAACAGGUUAUUUUCCAGAGAGUGAAUCAUCCUACCAGACUGAUGAUUCUGUUGAUGUUAUUGACGCGAGUCCUGAGCAUAGUUCAGACAGAAUUGUGGCCACAAAACUACCAGAAGUCGAGGCACUACAGACUGCAGAAAAUAAGCAAAGUGGAGUGAAUGUUGAGCAGCCUGCUAGAGUGUCGAAUUUGGAACUAGAAAAUAAAUUAUUGCGAAAGGAAGUGGACUCACUGAACGGAGAAUUAUUGUCUCUUGUUCAACGCUCAAAAGAAGCCCAAGAAAGUAAGUUUUUCGUUGUAGAAUUAAAAUCUUGCAGUCAGUCUUAACAACUCGCCUCUGGUAGCCACCUUGUUACUCAUGUCCAGGGACGUCGCUAUAGGGGGUAACACUCAAUAAUUCAAACGUUGGUCAAAGUUGGUCAAAAUGGAACUGAUAUUUGCCCAAAGUUGGUCAAAAUGGAACUGAUAUUUGCUUAAAAUUGAAGGUAAAACUCGGAAAAAUUUGGUAAAAGUUUGGGAAAUAAGAUGGUUGAAGUUGUUAAAACUUAUGGAAUGGUUCUCACUUUUAACAAUUUUAAAGCUUCAGUUACGUUUGCGGUGAAAAAAUCGGAGGCAUUGGAGAUAUUUGUCGAAAUAUUUUGAAUAUGGAAAAUUUUUUUGACGUUUAUUUUGGUAAGGGAGAACGGUAUGAAAGGAAGGAUUAUGGCGGUGUUCGGAAUUUUACAAAUGGCAUUUGGAAAACAGGAUUCUGGAAAGUUGCUUGCAACAACCUCACACUGUAACAACCUAAAAUUAACAUGUCUUAAAAACCAAUGGCAGCCGACAAUUUCUGAAAAUAUAAAACAAAAUACAAUUCUAAGAUUUUAAUAGCAUCUUGAAAUUCAAAUAUAUGAGAGCCAAAACAACUCGUGUGUUGACGAUAACUAAAGUUACAUGAUGAUUUUGAAAUAAAAUUGAAAUAUCACAAAUUCGUUCUCGUCUUGUUUCGACUCGUAUCGUACGUUUCAAGAUGCUAAUUUUCAGAUUGUGUUUUGUUUUAACAUGUCCUGUGACUUGGCUUCCUUAAGCCUGGUUUCCAUAUAUGGUCGUAACGGUUCCUGUGACUUGGCUUCCUUAAGCCUGGUUUCCAUAUAUGGUCGUAACGGUCGUAAAGAUUGAGUCACGAUCUUUCUCAUCAGCCGAAAUACAACAUUUUAGAACUGAAAAUACGCGGAGUGAUUAUAACUAGAGAAUACUUAUGAUUUAUAUGUAGUUUUACAGGUAUAAACUAUUAUAAACUGGCCGUUGAGAAAGAUCGUAACUCUAUUUUUACGCCGGACCUUAUGGAAACCAGGCUUUAAGAAAAAGUGAUCAGUGUGCGACUCUUUAGUUUUAUUGUCUUUCAUGCAUUGUUAUAAUCAAUCAAUUAACAACCUGUUCAUACGGGUGGUGCUGGUGUCAACCCCAAUUGUACCCACUAAGCCUCCUUAGAGAAGGGCUAUAGAAGGACUAUAACCCCCCUGCCCCCCUCUCCCCCAUAAGUAUAUGACUGUGUAGAUUCUGGUAGUUGUUUUCUCUUGCUUAUUUUAAAUCUUUUUCCCUGAUACAGGAGUUCAAAGUGCAGAAAGAGAAUCUGAGAGGUUAAACGAACAGUUGAAAAAGGAAGGGAAAUUGCUGCGAGAAUUUCAGUCACGUGAAGAUGAUCUCAGAGAAGCUAUGAGCGCCAAAGAUUCGCAGCUUGCUGUUCUCAGAAUACGAAUCCAGGAAAGUGACCAAGAAUUACGAGAAACCAAGCAAAAACUGGGAAGAUUUCAGAAUGAAAAUGAAAGGUGAGUGAAAGGAAAACAGGAAGGAUAUGAAGUAUGAACCCAAUAUUGCCAUCGUCAACAGAAAGUUGACUACUUGACUCAAGAUGGAUUCGAAUCUGAAUGUUGAAGUGUUUUUGUAGAUACGUUACAGUAUAUACAUUUUUAUACCUGACCAGUAGCUGUUACGAAAAAUGCAUCUACAGCCUUUCAGCAGGAGUCGAAUCUGCGACCCCGCGAUUCCGAUGCAGUGCUCUAACCACUGAACUAUAGAGAACAGUUACCGACCUAAAAAGUUGACUCAAGCCACAUAUUUAAACUUGCAUAUUCAGCAGGGCUCGAAAUAGCGGGCUGCCAAUGGCCAAAAGCAGGCCAUAUUUAAAAAAUGGCAGACAAAAACAAAUUUGAACUGCCAGGUAAAAAAAAUGGCAGGUGAUAUUCUAUAGAUAUAUUUCAUUUCAUUUGCUUACCACAACUCGUAAAUACUAGAUCAUAUAGUUGACUAUAAAUACGUUUAUAUUUGAAAUGUAAAUCCAAGUUUACUGUAGUAAAAUGGACAAGUUUAAAAAUAAUAAAAAUGCAUAUCAUGAAAACAUUAAUUUUUACAAUGAUUUAUACGAGACAUCGCCAUUUUGGAAGUUCAAUGAAUAAAAAUGUCAGGCUAAAAUUUAUUUCACCUGCCAAAAAAUUUUAGAUUGGCAGGCCAUAUUUGUUCUCUACUUCGAGCCCCGAUAUUUAAUGAAUCGAGUUUGUAGAUAUACGCUUUACCCAAUAAAAAAUUGUAAUAUCGAGUCAAGUGGAUUGAGCUUAAUGAAAUAAAAUUCGAACAUGAAUUGAAAUUUUCAUGAUAGACUUAUUGCACUUGAUUGUACAUGUACCAGAUUCGCAUCGGAGCGACAUCAAGUUUUACAGUUUCAAGGGGAGUUUAGCACUCAAAUUACGAUAAUAUAACAGAAUUAGUCAAAAACGUCAAAUAUGAAAACUUGUAAGAGGUCGAAAAACGUCUUAGUUGAUGUCGCUCGACUCGCUCCGAUGCGAAUCCGGUAUCGUGUAACUGGGGCCUUAUUCCAACUAAACCUUGAUUAUAUUCGUUCCCAGAAUACUUCGUGAUCACAGCGACUCAAGUGGAAUUCAAAAUCAGGUGUUGGAAGAUUUGAGAGUGAGGCUACAAGAAGCUGUGUUAUCGUUGAAACAUGAACAAGAAGCACAUCAGCAAUCUAGGGUAUGCUUCACUGUUUACUGGCCUACAAAGCUAUGUAUUAUAGACUUUAAUGCGAAGCCAUAUAUCAUUUGUAAUGUUUGUUCAAAUUCUUUUGCAUAUAGUUUGUUUAAAUUUAGUUUGUUAAUUUGUAGACUGAAAGUUCACAACGUCAAAGCAAGUUGGAAAGUGAACAAAGAUCCAUGGCGGAAACUGUGAAGGCACUACAGAAAAAUAUUGUGGAAGAAAGACGUAUCUUUUCAUCUUGUUUAACCCUUGUUUAAAUUAACUCACUUUUUUAUUGUUACAAACUGCAAACAAGUUGUAAGCACAACAAGGUUGUUGUCAAGCCGAUAUCAGGAUGUUUUUGCAUUCCUUGUUUCCAGUUGUUGUGACAAGUCUGGAACAAGUUGUUAGCACUUUGUUACAAGGUUGAUCACGGUAACAGACUUGCUAUACGUUUUUCCAACAUGGCUAAUACAGGCUGUUCGUAACAAGUUGUUACGAGCUUGUUAUCAUCAACUUGUUAUUAAUGGAGAAUUUAAGCUUUGCGUUAUACGGCAAACGACAAACGCCAGGCAAAGAAAAAUUUUACGGUAUCAGGCAAUAAAGAGUAAAUGAACUUGCUGUUUUAAAACUGUAAUGCAUGACUAUUCUUUCGACACAAGAAAGAAAAUAUGAAACGAAAACGUUCAACGCAAAUUUUGCCAAGAAAGUUCGAACCUGCCGUUUGCCGUUCCCGGAAACGUGAAGCUUAAACUCCCUAAUAACUUGUUCAGGCCUUAAAAUAUCUUUUCCAGGGCCGUCUGACAAAAUGUCCGGUGACGUUGAGUUUGGGUCGGACAUAUGUCCGAUGACCUGCAGUUCAUUUUUGACUCGGAAAUAAGUCUGAAUGACACCAAUGAAUAAACGGUAAAUGUUGUAAAGAUAUUAAAUAAUUUGUUUCUUUCAUACAUACUUGCCAGAACAGCAGUAUCAAAACGACUUCGACAACUUAAGCCCGUUUUCCACUUCACCAUUUCGCUCGCCGCCCCGC